Messenger RNA from Anthostomella pinea, 1098 nucleotides. NCBI's taxonomy places the organism in Eukaryota, Fungi, Ascomycota, Sordariomycetes, Xylariales, Xylariaceae. The record is from the annotation of a GenBank genome assembly.
AUGGGCUGGAACAUCUUUCGAAUAUUGGGAGACUGCUCCCAUCUCUUGUCAAAAUGCAUCUUGAUCUUCGCCAUCCACCGUAACAGGAGUGCUGAAGGUGUCUCGAUGAUAACCCAAGGCCUCUAUACCCUCGUAUUUCUCUCGCGCUACACGGAUUUCUUUCGCGAGACAUCGACCUGGAAUUGGUGCUUCAAGUUCUUCUACAUCACCAGCAGCAUCUACAUCGUUGGAAUCAUGAGGUGGAUCUACCCUCGGACGCGGGAGCGCGAGAUCGCCUGGAAGCUCGGUGGCGCUGCCCUCGCGGCGUCGCUAUUUCUAUCGCCCUUCGCGAUGCUGAUCUUCGAGGGCAAGGACAGGUGGUCCUUCUUCACGUGGCUCUGGGACUUCUCGCAAAUCCUCGAAUCCGUCUGCAUUCUCCCGCAGCUCCUGCUCCUGCGGCAGACGACCGUGCCGACCGUCAUCGACUCCUUCUACCUGCUCACGCUGGGCGCGUACCGCGGGCUGUACUGCCUGAACUGGAUCUGGCGCGAGAUCGACGUCAACGACAUCAAACCCAACGCCGUGUCCAUCAUCUUCGGCGUCAUCCAGACGGCCCUCUACCUCGACUUCUUCUGGGUCUACUACACGCGCCAGCGCGUCAAGCUGCGCGCCGGCGGCGUCGUCGACGCCGACGACAUCCGCCGCGGCUGGCUGCUCAACCGCAUCUUCGGCAACAAGCGCUUCGAGAACGUUGACCAGGGCGACGACGAGGAGAGCGCCCCCGCCCUCGGUGGACACAACACCAACGGCAACGGGAACGGCAAUGCCGCCUCGUCGCAGCAGCGCCGGUCCAAGUGGGGCGCAAGGGGCAUAUCCAUCAGUGCCGACGACACUACCUUGGAGCAAGACCGCCACCACGACAAUGAUGACAAUGACGCCUUCAAUGACAGUGGUGUCGAUCCCGACGCCAAGAUGAAAGACCCGGAUGAGCUUGCGCACGCCCUAGAUGACGACGAUGAGGAAGAUGGGACGCUGCCUUCGGGGUCAUCGUCGCGUGGGGACACGAAUAAGACGGUUCCUAGCGGCGUGAGUAACGGAAAUGAGUGGCGAGACAGCUAG